GCUCCGGCCGUGCCUCCGCCCCGUCUGUCUUCGGGACCAGUUCAGGGCUGCUGCUACGUUGUCCCCACAGGUUUCUGUGCCCUGUUCCCACGGGUAGCCGGGCCCCUCUCCCCACGGGCGGCAUCUCGUCUUCCCGAGAGGCUGUGGGUGAUGGGUGAGGGAUUAUUUUUUUAAGAUCACGGAGGGGCGGUGCGACUGAUGUGAGGCGCGACCAAGGCUCGCCGCGCCGCCAUUUUCCCCUCAGCGAGGCGGGGUUGUGGCGGGCGGCUUUGGUUUCGACUGUAGCCUUGUGCCGCCGCGCCUGGGGGCUCAUGGGGCUGUUCACCGCCCCAGUGAGGGACCCCGGCACGGAGGUAGUAGGUGUGGAUCCUUGCUGGCCGCCCUCAGGACCGGUUAGGGUGCGGGGCGAGCCGUGCCCGGAGGGUCUCAGCCCUCCCCUUCCGCCGGCCUUUAUCUCAUCGCUGCUCUGAAGUGCAGGGCCAGGCCAGGCCCCUCCGGGCUCGCACGCGUUACGGGUUGGCUCAGCAGUCUCAGUGCGAAAAGUUCUGUUCGCGGAGCUGCCCUGCUCGCACUAGAGACUCGUUCUCUCACCGUACUCUACCCCUGCCCCUGAGGCAAUGCGGGGGACCAGUGAAGGCAGCCGGCUGCGCUUAUGCAGGGUGGCAUCCACGCAGUGACACACUAAUCCAGCCAUGGGUAGUGCGAAUUACUCAAAAGGUCCCUGGCUACAAAGAUUUGCAAAUGGGAAACCUGUGAGAAAACCCAAGCAGCAAGAGCCUUGGAAGGCAGCACCUGAUCUAAGCCGAGAUAUCAUUGCUUCUGCUCAGUGCAUCUUGGACAGAGAAAAUUUUGUGAGGGAGCUGGACAGACAUUUGAAGCACAGGGAUUUCCUAGAACUGAGAAAGACAGAGCUUCUGUACAAAAAAUAUCUUGAGAAUGUUUCAGAGCCACUUAUGCAGAAAUUGAAGGACAAAAUGAACAGCCAGUCAGAGAAAGAAGCGUGGAAAAGGAGACAAGAACAAUUGUCUCAAUAUUUAAACUACUGUGCAAAGAAGGGCUAUGUGUUUUUGGAUGAUUAUGACCCAUCAGAGUAUGAUCCAUUCUUCCAGAAGACACGCACAGACUGCUGGAAGGAUGGAAUUCAUCAACCAGCACAAUGAUGUCACCUGUGCUCCAGCUGACCACAGCAGCAAGCACAGCCAUCAAAAGGUACCCUUUACAGAAUAGGUUACAGGCAUGCACUGCCAAAGCAAGUGAGAACAGGCCAGGCAGGUCUGUGGGCAAACUGCAAUAAACUUACUGUCUUAAACAUAUAGUUCUGAAAUGUUGUUACCCAGCAGCCAAAGAAAUGUCUGAGAUGCUCUGGCCUCUUCUUGCCAGAUCCAGUUCAAUGCUCUGUAAGCCAAAACCUGCUAUUUUGGGAGGUUUAACUUGGGCUGAGCUCAGUAAAGACAGUGCUGGUGCUCUCUCCUGGAGACAGUGUCCAAGCAGUAAAUCAAACUUGUAACGUACAUCGUAGGUGUUUUGAGAAGGCUGGAAAUAAGUAGGGGAGAGGAGAUGGGAAGUGGUGUACAAAACAUCUGGUGCUGAGCAGCAGCU
Messenger RNA from Serinus canaria (Common canary), 1599 nucleotides. It is a transcript of the gene FAM228B, whose product is annotated as family with sequence similarity 228 member B. The transcript has 6 exons. The record is from RefSeq and is a predicted model, not a curated record. Bases 693 to 1160 code for a protein of 155 amino acids. Lineage: Eukaryota; Metazoa; Chordata; Aves; Passeriformes; Fringillidae.